Spinacia oleracea (spinach) is the source of this 1680-nucleotide messenger RNA. RefSeq lists its product as uncharacterized. NCBI's taxonomy places the organism in Eukaryota, Viridiplantae, Streptophyta, Magnoliopsida, Caryophyllales, Amaranthaceae. The transcript has a single exon. The coding region runs from base 1 to 1680 and encodes 559 amino acids. The record is from RefSeq and is a predicted model, not a curated record.
AUGUUGAAUUUAUUCAACAUAAAAACGCUAGGUGGUUGGACUGAUGAAAGUUAUGAUUUGUUGUUGGAAAAGCUACAUGACAUUCUUCCAGACGAGAAUGACAUUCCCAAGUCUACCUACUAUGCCAAAAAACGGAUGUGUCCACUAGGUUUAGAGUACAUCAGGAUACACGCAUGUCCUAAUGAUUGUGUGCUUUAUCGGAAGGAGUAUGAAAAUCUUGAUGCUUGUCCAAAGUGCGGCGUAUCGCGCUACAAGCGUAAGGGUUCAAACCCCAAUCGCAAGAAGUGGCCACCGGCUAAGGUGUUAUGGUAUCUUCCAAUAAUACCAAGGUUUAAGCGCCUAUUUUCAAUUAAGGAGGAGGCAAAAAACUUGGUGUGGCAUGAUGAAGGGAGGAAGAAAGAUGGGAAUAUUAGACAUCCUGCUGAUGCUUUGCAGUGGAAACAUAUUGAUGAAACCUUUCCCGAGUUUGGUAAAGAGGCUAGGAACCUAAGACUUGCAUUAAGUACAGAUGGGAUGAACCCAUAUGGCACUCUUAGUUGUCAACAUAGCACAUGGCCGGUUCUUUUGUCGAUUUAUAAUUUGCCUCCUUGGUUGUGCAUGAAGCAGAAAUACAUUAUGCUGGCUCUCCUAAUAUCUGGGCCUAAACAACCCGGUCAUGACAUAGAUGUCUACUUGGCACCCCUCAUUGAAGAUUUGAAAUUGUUGUGGGAAGAAGGUGUUCCGGUGUUUGAUGCAGAUACAAGUACAACCUUUACACUUCGUGCCAUGAUUUUUUGCACCAUAAAUGAUUUCCCGGCGUAUGGGAAUUUGUCAGGGUAUAAAAACAAAGGAGAGAAAGCAUGCCCGAUUUGUGAGGAGGAAAUGAUACCCCAACGAUUGAAGCAUUGUGGAAAAAAUGUGUACAUGCACACUAGAAGGCUCCUUCGUCGAGAUCACCCUUAUCGUAAUAAGAAAAAAGAAUUCAAUGGGCAUAAGGAGAAACGUACUAUUCGUGAGCCUUUAACGGGAGUAGAAUUGUAUGAAAAAAUCAAAGAUGUGGAGACAAUUUACGGGAAGCACAACACACCCACGACUAAGAAGGGUUUCCUUUGGAAAAAGGUGUCUGUAUUCUGGUCUCUUGCUUAUUGGAAACACCUGUCAGUUAGACAUUGUCUUGAUGUCAUGCACAUUGAAAAAAAUGUAUGUGAUUCAAUCAUUGGUACUUUGUUGAAUAUGCCUGAUAAAACAAAGGAUGGGCCCCAUGUUCGGAGAGAUAUGAAGCUUGCCAAUAUUCGACCAAAAUUAUGGCCCUAUGAUAAUUCCAAAACAAAAAAGUCAUUUUUACCUCAUGCUGGCUACACAUUGAGCAAAGAAGAGAAAAGGAUAUUUUGUGAGUGUUUGCAUGGGAUUAAGGUGCCUACAGGGUAUUCGUCGAAUAUUAAGCGGUUAGUUUCAAUGAAAGAUAAGAGGUUGAUCGGCAUGAAGUCCCAUGAUUGUCAUGUUAUGAUGCAAGUGAUCCUACCAAUUGCACUUCGAGGGCUUCUCCAAAAACAUGUCAGGCAUACUAUUGUCCAACUUUGCCUUUUUUUCAAUGCCAUUUGCAGUAAGGUAAUUGAUCCGAAAAAACUUGAUGAUAUGCAGACUGAUGUUGUUGAAACAUUAUGCAAGUUGGAGAUGUGUUUUCCACCCUCUUUUUUUUGA